UGUUUUGUUUGUUUUGAUUCCGAACCGGACUGCCACGGUCGCGCAAGUGCUAAUAGUGAAACUCGCACAUAAAAGUUCAAGAAAACUGCAACUUUUUAAAUUUUAAUUGUAAUCAAAUUAUCUUAACAAGAAUGGAAACCUGCAGUAAAAAAACAAAAAUUUCUGAUAAAGAGCGAUUAGCGCUCGCUGCACAGCUCGAUAAAGAUUUGGAUCAGUUUAUCGAUUCUUUGGAGAAACGCAGAUACACGGAAGGGUGGCCCGAGGAUCGAUGGGAAGAAGAAAUGGCUAAGCAUCCGUUCUUCAUGCGCAAGGCACCAGAACCAGGCGAAGAACUGAGUCCUUUGAUGGAAGGUUUACAGCAAUUAAAGUACGAUCCUGCGGAGAACACUGCUCAGGAGUUAGCAGAGGCUUAUAAGGAUGAUGGUAAAUUUUACAUGCAGCACAAAAUAUUCCGAUUGGCUGUCCUAAGCUACACGGAAGCACUAAGCUUUGGGGUCACUGAUCCAGAAUACAAGGCCGUGCUGUAUAACAAUCGAAGUGCAGCUAAUUAUUUUUUAAAGAAUUAUCGUUCUGCAAUGAUAGACGCACAGAAAGCACUGGAUUUAAAACCAGAUUAUGACAAAGCUCUUUGGAGGGUUGCUCAAUGUGCUGGUAUAUUGGAUAAAUUCGAUGUAUGCAUCGAACGAUGCGACGAGAUCCUACAAAAGGAUCCAACCAACUCUCUAGCCUUGGAUCUGAGGAAAAGCACGUUGGCGAAAAAAGUAGCCCAGGAAAGAGAUGCUCGUAAGGUAGCUCAACUGGAACGCCGAAAGCAGGAACAAUUGGAGAGGACACUGGACGCUUUGAAAAAACGUGAAGUGCAAUUCGAAGAACGGGAUGCGUUAACUAAUGAAAAACGCCUGAAGCCCAGGUUGGCUCCACUGGAGGAUUUCAUGGUGAAGGCUGACAGCAAUGGGGUACUGCAUUGGCCAACGGUUUUUUGCUACCCACAGUUUUUGAGCACCGAUUUCCAGCAACAACUAUCCGAAGAGUGCACUAUGGAAGACGUGCUGAUCAACCUGUUUGAAGAGCCGUUGGAACUUGACAAAGAAGGCGAGUAUUUUCCACACAAGCUGAAUGUGUACUAUGAAAACCGAUUGGCCGGCCGUGUGCACAAGGUUGAUAUCAAAAAGGCCAUAAAAGAUAUUGUACGAGAGAAGACAUUCUAUGUCUACGAUGGAACUCUGGCAUUCUUUAUCCUUCCAAAAGAUUCGAAAUACGAGACGGAAUUCCUGAAUCAAACUCGAGUACCGCUACGUUUAAAAUAGUGAAAACGGUUUUAUACACAUACGUAUGGGUAAGUAUAAUAAAAACAAUAUUCAUAGAAGAAACGAAAA
Molecule: messenger RNA, 1376 nt
Organism: Armigeres subalbatus
Lineage: Eukaryota; Metazoa; Arthropoda; Insecta; Diptera; Culicidae
Gene: Dpit47
Product: DNA polymerase interacting tetratricopeptide repeat-containing, protein of 47 kDa
Exons: 4
Coding region: 132-1307 (391 amino acids)
Biological process (GO): protein folding
Cellular component (GO): cytosol; nucleus
Molecular function (GO): Hsp90 protein binding; Hsp70 protein binding
Source: RefSeq, a predicted model, not a curated record